Messenger RNA from Alternaria rosae, 1022 nucleotides. RefSeq lists its product as uncharacterized. The record is from RefSeq and is a predicted model, not a curated record. The transcript has 2 exons. Lineage: Eukaryota; Fungi; Ascomycota; Dothideomycetes; Pleosporales; Pleosporaceae. The coding region runs from base 139 to 939 and encodes 266 amino acids.
UCCGACAUACCCCCGCAACAUUCGUUACGCGGACGACACUCCCGCUUGUAUAACAUAGAGUCUGGAAUUCUUGGUCAUUUCGAUUCAUUUGCGCCGGCGUUCCAGGAGCAGCACGCAAGAGACACGCGAUAUCUUUUAAUGUCUGCACCCACCUCGGCAGAGGCUUUUCUAUUGUUCCCGCAUCACUUUGGCGACCGAUUUCACUGCUUUGUUGCAUUCUUCACUUCAUCUUUCCGUGUGCACGCGGGGUUUUGCGGCACUGUUUAUACCAUUUUGCCAUUUUGGAUCACGACUUGCGAUAUCUCCUAUGUCUUUUCUGUAUGUUUACGAGCAUUUUGGCACUUGUACGCACGACGUAUGAGCUUCACGUUUAGGUAUUCGUCGCACUGCACAGUUUUGAGAAUUGGAGGUGUUGUACACGGGCGGUGUGGGGAUCCGUGGCAGAGAGCUGAUGUGUACGGCGUAAGAGGGGUCGACGCGCGUCCCGCCCAAGAUGCAGAGCUUACUGCAGCCUUGGGGCGGUGGAUGCAAGAUAGAAAAUCAGAGCCAGAUUGGCCAUGUUUCUGCAAACCACAUGAACAGUUCAUCUCAACAGCUUGCGUGAUUGUGACAUUGUGCGCGACUAGGGCGGAAGCUGAUCAAAGCUGGGUCAGGAACAUGGCAAGUCAUCUCCAGGGUCCACCCUUCGACAUUGAAACAUGCAUUCCACACACGUCAAACGGAGGAAGAAACCAUGAUGCAAGAAAGCAAACGUCAUGUCUCAUAGCAACCAUUCUCUCGAACAUCUCACUCCAGCGAGAACGAGCGAUGGCACGAAUCAUGCACGAUCAGCAUCGUGACAGGCGGGCCGUUCGUUUCUCCAGCUCUUUCCAGAUGAGGUUAGCGUGCGAUGCUGUGCAGAGGAAAUGUCUAAAAAUAACGAAGAAAUCAAGUGUGUGAUGACCGUCAGGCCCUACGCCAAGUGAUUCUCGAAGUUCAGUGACGAGGAGUUUUGAGGCUCUGUCGCUGUGCCUCUGCAAAGU